Messenger RNA from Ilex paraguariensis (yerba mate), 867 nucleotides. The record is from the annotation of a GenBank genome assembly. NCBI's taxonomy places the organism in Eukaryota, Viridiplantae, Streptophyta, Magnoliopsida, Aquifoliales, Aquifoliaceae.
AUGCUCGACGAUUCAGUUUCUGAAAUGAUGAUUUCUUUUUCUUUCUUAAAACAGAUAGGCUUCUCAUAUGACUUCAUGUUGGAGAGUACAUUCACUGGCUAUCUUAUACACUGUAAGGGGUGGACUUCUGUAUACAAUUACCCUAAGAGACCAUCUUUCUUGGGCUGCACCGCCAUUGAUGUGAAGGACGCUAUGGUUCAACUGAGAAAGUUUAAUUCUGCUCUCCUCCAAGUCACUCUCUCGAAAUUCUGCCCUCUCUCUUAUGCAAUGCCCAAGAUGUCUAUUCUACAAACUAUGUGUUAUGGGUACCUCACAUUCCAGCCUCUCGCCACCCUCCCAUUUCUCAUACUUGGCAUUGUUCCCCAAUUUUGCUUCUACAAAGGCAUCAUUCUCUAUCCUAAGUUUACAAGUCCAUGGUUUGCGGUAUUUGCGAUUAUAUGGGUGUCUUCACUUCUGCAACACUUACACGAGGUGGUGUCCGGUGGAGACCCGUGGAGGACAUGGUGCUAUGAACAACGAAUUUGGAUCAUAAAGACAGUGACAGGAAGCUUAUUUGGAUGUCUUGACGCUGUUAUGAAAAAGAUUGGCAUCACAGCAACAGUUUUCAGGUUAACGAACAAAGCGAUUGACAAAGAGAAGAUGGAGAAAUAUGAAAAGGGAACUUUUGAUUUCCAAGGUGCUGGGCUUUUCAUGGUUCCUUUGGUUAGUCUUGUCUUAUGGAACCUGGUUUGUUUCAUCGGUGGAGCUUGGAGAAUCAUCGUUAAUGGGGGUUUUGAUGAUAUGUUCGGACAAUUUUUACUCUCAACCUUCAUCUUAGUCCUCAGUUACACUACUCUGAUUGAAGGGAGACUGAGAAGAAGAGGCUAG